Molecule: messenger RNA, 1714 nt
Organism: Ceratina calcarata
Lineage: Eukaryota; Metazoa; Arthropoda; Insecta; Hymenoptera; Apidae
Product: serine/threonine-protein kinase fray2
Exons: 1
Coding region: 289-1194 (301 amino acids)
Molecular function (GO): 3'-5' exonuclease activity; 5'-3' exonuclease activity
Source: RefSeq, a predicted model, not a curated record
UUAUAAAAAUAUUAACAUUUAUUAGAAAUAAAUAACUAUAUUAAAUUAUUGAAAUAUGUUUAGAUAGGCACACAAUCAAAGCUGGAUUUUUACUGAUUUUAGCGUGCAACAAGUAUUUGGACCAAGUUUAUAUGUUCAUUUAUUGAUAAGUAUAAAAUCCUAGCUUCGAUUGAACUCUCAUUGUGUUUGUUUCAAUUUAAAGUACAUUUGAUCUCUCGCUAUAAAUCCGCUUGUCUCUCGCAAACGCGUACAUUUAAAACCAAUCAGAUAAAGGCGUGGUAAGAAGAAAUGAGCAGUGUACUCAUAGAAGGCAGUUUCUAUCCUUAUAGGUGUCCAUCUGUCCAUUCAGCCUGGCGAGAGAGGCACACAAGCGCGACAAUGGAUUCAAAGCGGCAUGAACGCAGCUCCAAGUCCAAUACAGAUUCACCACCUGCUCUACCUUCGCCUCCUCUGUAUAGUUCAAGUUAUACAACAUACGAUGGGUACAAAAACAGAAUAUCAUCACGUCGUUCACCGUCACCUUUGGAGUACAGAAGCAGUAGAACAUCCAGAAAUGAUUCGCCACAGGACAGACGUAGAAGAAGACGCAGUACCUCGAAAUCUCCGUCGAGUAGGUCGCACAAACGAUCACGAUCGCCUGACAUUAGGGAUAAAGAUCGAGACAGGGACAGGGAUCGAUCGAGGAAAUAUUCUAGAAGAGAUAGAUCAAGAUCCAGGUCAAGAGCAAGAUCACGUUCCAGAGAUAGGAGACGUAGCCGUAGCCGCAACAGGAGUAGAGACAGACAUAGAGGUAGAGAAAGCCGCAGAUACCAUAGGGCACCAUCUUAUGAAUCAGAUACUGCUGAAGAAAGUACCGAGACUACUGCAACGCAACCAAUUGUUCCUUCACAAUCUAAUGCUUUUAAAAAUGAUGGUAGCUUCAUGGAAAUGUUCAAAAAGAUGCAAGAACAAAUGCAACCUGCACAAAAACCAACCACUUCAGUUUUGGAAGAGAAAACUGUUGUUCCUCCACCUUUAAUGGUGGGCAAGAGGCGAGGAGGAAGAAUUUUAAAAACCGGUAUGGUUGCUAAACCAAAGACUGAACAAACCGUUGAACAACCUAAGGAUGCUUGGUCACUCUAUAUGGCUGAAGUGAAAAAGUAUAGAGAAGUUUGUUGCCAAGAAGAAGACAACACAAGACCAUUAGUUAAAUAGCUGAUUUUAGUUUUAUAUUCCAUUUUGUUAUUCUGCUUUAUCUAGAAUGAUUGUGGUUUCAAAAGAUGCUGUAUUUUAACUACAUCGUAAUUGCAUUUAAGCAUAAAACAGCUAAAAAGAAGAUUAACAAAAACAGACCUUUAUUAGUGCUAAAAUUAUUUAAAGUUUAAAUAUGCUUUGAGGUAAAGCAUUUUAUUAUUUGGUAAACAAGUACUAUGCAGAAUUAGUUUGCAAACAUGAAGAAGCUCGUUUUUUCAACUACUAAAUACAGUGUACAGUACAUAUGUUAACCAAAAAUCAUAAAAUACAUAUUUCAACUUAAAAAAAUCACUAUUAACAUAUUAUGAAAAGAAAGAGGAAGUAUAGUGAAGAAACAAUUAUUGUUUGUGAUAGUGUAUUUAGUGGUGCAAGAGACAAAUGGAUUAAAAGCGAGAGACAAAUAUGUAGAGAGUUUGCCUUGUAGCAAAAGAGGGAAGGGUAACAAUUUAUAGCACUUUCAAUAAACAUGAUAGAUUAAGUA